GAAGGAGCCGCGUUCCAAUAGAAGAUACCUCCCAACUUCAUGUUCAGCCGUUUAGCUCUAGUGAAAAUAAGCAUCCUUACCAUGCUUUCCAGCUGAUGCCCUCUGAGGGACCGUACCAGUCUGUCGCACACACUGCCUCGCUGCCAUGGGGGACUGGAAAAGAGCUCACUUAAACAACCAGCAAGCAGCUCUCUCGUGUGCCAGCUCACACACAUGUGUGUGCACGUCUUCACACUGCUGAGCAUGUAUAUUAGGCCAUCCAAGUUUAUAUACUUUAGGUGGAGUCUGGCUAAGAGCUGUCAGGAGAGGUUUUUAGCUGGAUUGAGGCUACCAAGCGAUAGCGAUCUUGAACCGCCACCGUUUGAGAGGAGUGGCACCAAAAAAGCCUGUUGUUAUGCCAGAGUGCUUUACAGGACAGAUAGCACUCCCUCCUUCCUCAGCUGCCUAGAAAUCAAGCCAUCGAUAUUGAGCUUCACUCUGAAUACGGGAGGAGAAAUGCCAGCUUCUCUAAGGAAACUGCAGCAAAUGGCCCUUUUCAUGGGACUGUUCAGCGGCGGGGGAUGCAUCGUGAUGUAUGAUCUGAUGCAAAAGAGUUUUGCCAGGACACAGUACUAUCAGCAGGCUUUGGAGCAACUGAACAGCAACCCCAACGCCCUGGAGGCCCUGGGUGCCCCCCCUCUUAAGGUCCACAACAUCCGCCUGACGGAUGGGAGCAACCGUGUGGACACGGAAAGAGCACAGAUAAAGUUACCGGUAUCGGGAACGAAAUCAGCGGGGUACCUCUAUAUUAACUCAGAGAUGGACCAUUCCCAUCAACGCUGGUGCCUUCAGGAUGUUACCUUGAAGCUGCGGGAUGGCCAGAAUAUUCCAGUUUACCCCUCCCCGGUGGAAAGCGUCGGUGCACAAGAAGGUUAGAAAUCAAAGGCAGCUGCUCCUCCCCCUCCCACUGAGCCCAAGGAGCCAUUAAUCGAUCGCGUCCCGCUGCGUUUCUGAAGGUACACAGUUGUCACAAGUGACAAUUUCACUUAAGUGGGUGCUCUCAGGACAAUUUUGUCGCCCAAGAUUGACCUCUGCAUUGUCGUAAUUCCUUCUUUCCUUUGCUGGUUUAUUCAUGUGUUCGGCAGAAGCCUAAAAUAAAUACCUUGCAAAAGA
This is a messenger RNA of Calidris pugnax (ruff), 1152 nucleotides long. RefSeq names its product cytochrome c oxidase assembly factor 1 homolog. The record is from RefSeq and is a predicted model, not a curated record. Gene Ontology annotation, cellular component: mitochondrial inner membrane. The transcript is spliced from 6 exons. NCBI's taxonomy places the organism in Eukaryota, Metazoa, Chordata, Aves, Charadriiformes, Scolopacidae. Bases 214 to 915 code for a protein of 233 amino acids. Gene Ontology annotation, biological process: mitochondrial respiratory chain complex IV assembly; mitochondrial respiratory chain complex I assembly.